Molecule: messenger RNA, 618 nt
Organism: Staurois parvus
Lineage: Eukaryota; Metazoa; Chordata; Amphibia; Anura; Ranidae
Source: the annotation of a GenBank genome assembly
AGGUCAGCAGUCAUCCCCUGUACUAUCCACAGUCUCUGGUCAUCCCUGUGCUGUCUGCAGUCUCUGGUCAUCUCCUGUACCGUGUCUGCAGUCUCUGGUCAUCUCCUGUACUGUGUCCGCAGUCUCUGGUCAUCCCUGUGCUGUCCGCAGUCUCUGGUCAUCCCUGUGCUGUCCGCAGUCUAUGGUCAUCUCCUGUACUGUGUCCGCAGUCUCUGGUCAUCCCCUGUACUGUGUCCGCAGUCUCUGGUCAUCUCCUGUACUGUGUCCGCAGUCUCUGGUCAUCUCCUGUACUGUGUCCGCAGUCUCUGGUCAUCUCCUGUACUGUGUCCGCAGUCUCUGGUCAUCUCCUGUACUGUGUCUGCAAUCUCUGGUCAUCUCCUGUACUGUGUCUGCAGUCUCUGGUCAUCCCCGUACUAUGUCCGCAGUCUCUGGUCAUCCCCGUACUAUGUCCGCAGUCUCUGGUCAUCCCCUGUACUGUUUGCAGUCUCUGGUCAUCCCCUGUACUGUCUGCAGUCUCUGGUCAUCCCCUGUACUAUCUGCAGUCUCUGGUCAUCUCCUGUACUAUGUCUGCAGUCUCUGGUCAUCCCCUGUACUGUCUGCAGUCUCUGGUCAUCCCCU